Messenger RNA from Acytostelium subglobosum LB1, 630 nucleotides. RefSeq lists its product as hypothetical. NCBI's taxonomy places the organism in Eukaryota, Evosea, Eumycetozoa, Acytosteliales, Acytosteliaceae. Gene Ontology annotation, molecular function: phosphatidic acid transfer activity. The transcript is spliced from 2 exons. The record is from RefSeq and is a predicted model, not a curated record. Gene Ontology annotation, cellular component: mitochondrial intermembrane space. The annotation marks the transcript as partial. Gene Ontology annotation, biological process: phospholipid transport.
UGUACAAAUACAUUAACAAUGCCAACUACACAUUCAUUCCCAGCUUAUACUUAUGAGUGCUCGGUUGAGUUCUACUUGGAGGUGUACUACAGACGAUUCCCAAAGCAUAAGUUGUUCCCCUACAUCUUGGACUCUGAAGUGAUCGAGCACAAGAUCAACGAGGAGGAAGGCAUUGAAAUAAUCAUUCGCAAGACAAAGUUGGACAUUGAUGCACCAGGCUGGUUCAAGACGAUGUUUGGAAUACAUUACUCCAUAUUCAUUGAGGAGGUGACAUUUGAGAAGAAGAAGAGACUUAUCACUGUUAGGACCAAGAAUGAGACACUUUCAUCAAAGGCUUCAUUGGAGGACGUCACGGUCUACGCCGUACAUCCAGAGAAUCCAGACUGGUGCACAUUCACUCAAACAGGUACAGUGACAAUGUUGGUAUCCAUGCUGGGUUUCCAGAAGAAGGUGGAGAAAUACUGUCUGAACCUGUACACUAGCAGAUAUAACGAGUCCAGAGAGCUUGACAAGAGAAUGAUCGAAGAAUACCGCGCAGAACUGUUGGAGAAGGCAAAGAACGAGCCUGCUGCAACUGUUGCUUCAUCACCAGAGUAUGUUUGUAAUACAAUUCUGCCCGGAGCCGGUUGA